Molecule: messenger RNA, 510 nt
Organism: Megalops cyprinoides (Indo-Pacific tarpon)
Lineage: Eukaryota; Metazoa; Chordata; Actinopteri; Elopiformes; Megalopidae
Product: caveolin-2-like
Exons: 3
Coding region: 1-510 (169 amino acids)
Biological process (GO): caveola assembly
Cellular component (GO): caveola
Molecular function (GO): molecular adaptor activity
Source: RefSeq, a predicted model, not a curated record
AUGAUCCAGGGGGAAUCUCAGGAGGUGACCAAGAUUGACCUAGAUGGGAUUGAGCUGCAGUCAGAGGGGCAGUCAGAGACACAGUCAGAGGACAAUGGCCGUUCCAGUAAAAGGGACACCAGACCCCCCGUGAAAGACAGGGACCCUAAAGGAGUCAACCAGAGCCUGAAGGUUACCUUCGAAGAUGUGAUCGCAGAGCCUCCCUCAGUACGCAGCUUUGACAAGGUGUGGCUUUGGAGCCAUGCUCUGUUUGAAGUGUCCAGGCUCUGGUUCUACAGGAUCAUCUCCCUCCUGCUCGCCGUACCCGUAUCUCUGGUCGCAGGAAUACUCUUCGCCCUCUUGAGCUGCCUCCACAUUUGGCUGAUCAUGCCAUGUGUCCAGCUCUUCCUGAUCAAUAUGCAUUGGGUGCAGACCAUCUGGGGCAGCGUGCUGGACAUCGCCAUCUCCCCUCUCUUUAGCAGCAUGGGAAGAUGCUGUGGGGCCAUCAAUGUCCGUCUAGCGCGAGAAUGA